Molecule: messenger RNA, 981 nt
Organism: Mesorhabditis belari
Lineage: Eukaryota; Metazoa; Nematoda; Chromadorea; Rhabditida; Rhabditidae
Source: the annotation of a GenBank genome assembly
AUGAAUUUUCAAGCCUCAUUAACAAUUUCAUUGGUGUUGGUAGCAGUUGUGAUUAGUCAAAGUUUUUACAAUGACACUCUGGUGAGGAGUCGUAUCUUCCCUUUCGCUGCCGCCGCCUAUGGCGAUUCACCGCAAAAAUGUUUUGACAAUUUGUGGAAAGAUGAAAUUGGGCAACAUUUUACCCCUGGAAUAAUCAGUGUGCCGUGCAUGAACAACACGCAUUGUUUUGCCUAUCUCUCCAUUCACACGGUGCUCAAGCAAAUCGUCAUUGCUUUUAGAGGAACCGACACUAAAGGACAGCUGUGGGAUGAGUACCGGGAUGAGCAAGAUAUGGCCAUGGUUUCCGAUUCAUACUUUUAUGGAAAGGUCAACUACUACUUCGCUGAUUCAUUUCAUCGUCUUUGGGAUGGAGGACUUGGGGAGAAACUGGAACAAUACUACACCCAGCAAGGAUAUGAGAUUUUGUUCACUGGUCACUCAUUAGGCGGCGCGUUGGCAACACUUAACGUUGCCUACAUUGUGCGCAGCGGUUUGGGCUACGAUUUGAAACGAAUCAAACUUGUGACUUUUGGGGAGCCUCGAGUUGGAGAUGCGACAUUUGCGGAUACACUCUCGAAAUAUGCACCAUAUGUGCUACGAAUCACUCACUACCGUGAUCUCAUUGCUCGUCGACCCUGCAAAAGCGAUGGCUAUCAGCAUCAUAGCACUGAAAUCUUUUUCCCACAAGAAGACAUGGGCGUAAAUAAUCCAUACAUAACGUGCAUUGGACCUGAAGAUCCCACUUGCUCAGCCGGCAUCAGCUCUACACUGACCAAUAUUGGAAUCGAAGAUCAUACCCACUAUUACGAUGUUGAUGUCAGUGUGUAUGGGGAGUCAAACUGUACUGACAAAGGCCUGCACAGAUCAAAAAAAGGAAGCAGAAUCCCACAAAGAUGGCUUUGGGGCCUUCUUUGCGAUGAUGAUAUACCGAAACACAUUGCA